AUGGACGAAUGGGAAGAAGAGCAGAGCCCAAUUGUGGACAACAUAAGUUUUGGAAUUGCUGGGAGCUCUUGGAACAGUGGGGACUGCCAAAAUGGUCUCAAAAGCACCUUCAAUGACAAUAACAGCUCUUGGAAAACCAGUGGUGGUGGGUCUGGGUUCCAAGGUGGAAACAGGGGUUGGGGCUCUAGAUGUGGUGGUGGAGGUUUCAAGGGCUUCAGUUCAGGUGAUGGAAGCAGCUCAUUUAAUGGUGGAGAUGGACUCGGGGAAAGAGGAGGAGGCAGGGGACCUAGAGGCAGAGGAGGAUUUAGGGAUGCCUUCCAUACAGGUUACAGAGGACGGAAUGAGGAGGUGUUUUCCAAGGGUUCAAAGAUGGACGAAGAGAGAGAUUUGAAUGCAGGGCCCAAGGUCAUCUAUGUACCGCCUCCACCACCAGAGGAGGAGGGUUCUAUUUUUUUCCACUAUGAGACAGGAAUCAACUUUGAUAAAUAUGAUGAUAUCCUUGUGGAUGUUAGUGGAAGCAAUCCUCCCAAGGCCAUCAUGACAUUUCAGGAGGCAGGACUGUGUGAGUCACUCAACAGAAAUGUCUCAAAAUCAGGAUAUGUGAAGCCCACUCCAGUUCAGAAACAUGGUAUUCCGAUUAUAUCUGCUGGACGAGAUCUCAUGGCUUGUGCACAGACUGGAUCGGGGAAAACAGCUGCCUUCCUGCUGCCCAUUCUGCAGCAGCUGAUGACUGAUGGUGUGCCAGCCAGCAAAUUCAGUGAAAUGCAGGAACCUGAAGCAAUCAUCGUGGCACCCACCAGAGAACUGAUCAAUCAGAUUUAUCUGGAGGCCCGCAAGUUUGCAUAUGGAACUUGCGUGCGUCCUGUCGUUGUUUAUGGAGGUACAAGCACUGGAUACACAAUUCGGGAGGUGUUGAAGGGUUGCAACGUGUUGUGUGGGACCCCUGGAAGAUUACUGGACAUUAUUCGUCGUGGAAAGGUUGGACUGAGUAAGCUCAGAUACUUGGUCCUGGAUGAGGCUGACCGGAUGCUGGAUAUGGGCUUUGAGCCGGACAUGCGGAGGCUGGUGGGCUUUCCAGGAAUGCCUGCUAAAGAAGAGCGGCAGACCUUGAUGUUCAGUGCAACAUACCCAGAGGAUAUUCAAAGGCUGGCAGCUGAUUUCCUAAAGGUAGACUAUCUGUUUCUGGCUGUGGGGGUGGUGGGAGGAGCUUGCAGUGAUGUGGAGCAGCAGAUCUUUCAAGUGAAACAGUACUUAAAAAGAGAGCAGCUGCUGGAGCUACUAAAGACCACAGGGAUGGAACGGACAAUGGUUUUUGUUGAAACCAAAAGAAGUGCAGAUUUCAUUGCGACGUUUCUCUGUCAGGAGAAAGUGCCAACUACAAGCAUUCACGGUGACCGAGAACAGCGGGAGCGGGAAAUGGCCCUCAGUGACUUUCGCACAGGCCGGUGUCCUGUGCUGGUGGCUACUUCUGUCGCUGCUAGAGGGCUGGACAUCGAGCAUGUCCAGAAUGUGGUGAACUUUGACCUGCCUAACAACAUUGAGGAGUAUGUGCACCGCAUAGGGAGAACGGGCCGCUGUGGAAACACGGGAAGAGCCAUUUCCUUCUUUGACCCAGAGCCUGAUACUCCACUGGCUCGCUCGCUGGUCAAAGUCCUGUCAGGGGCACAGCAGGAUGUUCCUUCAUGGCUGGAGGAAAUUGCAUUCAGUGCACAUGGCACCACAGGAUUUAACCCACAUGGGAAGGUGUUUGCCUCUAUAGACACUCGCAAGGGUGGCUCUUUUCAGAAGGAAUGGGCAACCCAACCGGCUAUGCAAAGUGCUGCAGCAGCUGAUGACGAAGAAUGGGAGUAGAUCUACAUGUGCUUACCUUUUACCUUU
Electrophorus electricus (electric eel) is the source of this 1878-nucleotide messenger RNA. Lineage: Eukaryota; Metazoa; Chordata; Actinopteri; Gymnotiformes; Gymnotidae. The record is from RefSeq and is a predicted model, not a curated record.